AUGACGCCGGCUCCCACUUCCUCCACCUCCAACCAUCCCAGCGCAGCCGCGACCGCAACCGCAACCGCUGCCGACUCCACCAAUUCGCCCCAUCGCACUCCCUUUUACGCUAGAUUCGCAAGGCGUCCCAGGACCUCCAGCAGCGCCGUCAACCCUGCCUACGCAGCCAGCACCUCCAACCUCCUCUCGCCUCCCGCACGCGGAAACAGCUUCUCCGACCUGCUCAGAAGCUCCUCCUACUCCCAGGUCAACCUCCAUUCGCCUGCCAACAACUCCACCUCAUCCUCGCCGCACCGCGAAUCCCCUUCGCGUCCGCCCCGACAAGCCACCUCGACACACAUGGCAAGCACCAACUCCUCCCCCGCGCCGCCCGCAACCAGCGGCAGCGCCCUCGGUCGCAUGUUCCGCCGAUACUCCCAGGGCGGCGCUUCUCGCAACGACAACGCGCGUCCGUCCACACGCGAUCGAGACUCGUUCAACGUACAACGCAACACCAGCUCGCCCGCACUCGACAGAGACUCCACCGGCAGCCCCAUGCGCCCCCAGCCCCACCACAUGCCCCGCUCCGGCUCCUACGCCACCAACAUUCCGACACAACAAUCCUCCGAAAACCUCAUCACCAUGCCUGGCUCGCGCACCUUGACCGCCAUCCCCGCCGCAUCAGCUGCCCCGGCUAGCUCGCCCGUCGCCUCGCCCGCGCCCGCCGUUGCUGCAACCGCCGCACCAGCCCAACCCAAUCGCACCUCCCAAGACGCGAAUGUCGCCAGCCAAGCUGAUGCACCACCAGCUCCUGUCGAAGCCUCUUCUGCUGCUGCCGCCAACCCUGCCGCUGCCUCCUCGGCUGCCCCGGCAUCCGGCUCCGCCCGGCCCUUGAACGGCAUGCAUCGCAUCCGCCUCGUCCCUCACCUCGAGGCCACACGCUCGCUCCACUUUGAGCCCAUCGAACGCGACCUCAAGGAAGGCGCUGGCGUCGUCAAGGUCGGAAGAUUCACUGACCGCCAGCCUUCGCAACGCGACAACUCGGCCGCUGCUGCUGCUGCUGCCGCCGCCGCCGCCUCGGCCACAGUCGGCGCCAACGGCGACCUCACAAUCCCGGCAGGCACAGACUCGUCCCUCACCCCACAGCAGACUCGAGGACAGCCAGGCGCACGUGGAGGCGCCAUCCCCAUCAGCGGCACCAACGGCGGCGGCGGUCGCAUCGACUCGUCGCGCAUCGCCUUCAAGAGCAAGGUCGUCAGCCGAGGCCACGCAGAGUUCUGGUGCGAGCCCGGCGGAAAAUUCUUCAUCCGCGACACCAAGUCUUCCUCGGGCACCUUCCUCAACCACAUCCGUCUCUCGGCGCCCAACACCGAGUCCAGGCCGUUUGCCAUCAAGGACGGCGACAUCGUACAGCUCGGCGUCGACUACCAGGGCGGCACCGAGGAGAUCUACCGCUGCGUCAAGAUGCGCGUAGAGCUCAACCGCGGAUGGCAGCGCGAGGCAAACCAGUUCAACGUAAACGCCCUGCGCCAGCUGCGCGCGCUCCAGGGCUCGCCCCUCUCGCCGCCGACCGAAAAGGGUCAGCCGUCGUCGGCGUCGGCGCUGCUGCCCACCAACCGCCAGGGCGUCAGCGUGACCGACUGCUGCAUCUGCCUCUUCUCCGUCACCGUGUGCCAGGCGCUCUUCAUCGCUCCCUGCUCGCACGUCUUCCACUACAAGUGCAUCAGGCCCUUGCUCAACCUCCACCAUCCCGGCUUCUCCUGUCCGCUCUGCCGCACCUUUGCCGACCUGGAUGCCGACGUGGAGGAGGACGAGGCGUGGCAGGAGGCGCUCAUGCGGGAAGCAGCCGCUGCAGAGGCCAGACUCGCUCAGGGCAAGCUGCCAAUCGAGGUAGGCACGCCUGCAGUCGAGCUCGAUGCUCCCAUCACCGCCGCCGCGCUUCCUUCGCAUCCCGAAGCGCUUGGUGGCGACGCAGCCGUCACAGCCGGCGCUCCCCUCACCAACGCCACCGCCUCGAGGCUCACCGCCGUGGCGCUCGCCGAGGCGUCCAACUCGAAUCCGCCUCUGCCCAGGGCCACCGUGGCGCCAAGCAGGCGUAAGAACGACUGGGCUCGCCCGGACACUGCUGUCGGAUCAAGCGCCGGGCCGCUCGGAGGAGACGAGACUCUCGCCGUCGCCGAAUCGGCAGAUGCAGCGCGAAUGCCAGCCAGCGUCUCGCGCAUUUCGGCCGAGCUCGGCGAGAUGGCAGUGGCUGACCGGCUGUUGGACGAAAACACCUCGGUGCCCGCCGCAACGCUUCCGACUCUGUUGGGUGCCCAUGUUCCCCGCACCAGUUUGGGAGCCGGCGAUGGCGGCUCGCCCGCGCGCAGGACGUCGGGUCCCAUUGUCAUUGGGCAAUCGCACCAGCAGCGCGCUGCUUCUGGCGGCCUAGCGGGAGGACAGCCGGCUCUGGACAGCCUCGAAGAGGGCUGGCCCAACGUCGGUUCGCUCGGCGGCUUUUCGCCCGGUCUGGAGGAGUCGGGCACGCCGCUCAACCACACCUUUUUGAGUACGUUAGCAGAGGCGCCGCACGUCGCGCCGACCUCGUCUGCGCCGCGGGAUUUUCCGCCAGGCCGAUCGGCACCGGCCCCGAAACUAGUGCCGGCCGCCGCCUCGGUGGGGACGAGUCGAGUGCGCCCCGCUGAGCACGAGGCGAGGGAAGCUAGGGAAGCUCGGGAGGCGAGCGGUGGCGAGGCUGGCGCUCGCACCAAGCGCUCAAGCGACGGAGACGACGUCGACACGGCGGAAGAGGAAGCGGGCGGGAUGGGCAACGGUGCUUCGCCCGAACAUCUGGCCGGAGGCGAUGCACCCAAGGGCAAAACGAGGAUGGGCAACGACACGUCGCCGAGCCGCGGCGGCGCGUACGAUGCCAUGUUGUCUGGAGACGCCUUGGGCAAGCAUGCGGCGCACGAUGCGCUUGCCUCGAACUCGCCGCCGGCCAAGUCGGCGAGCGCGAGGCGACGCAGCCGCAGCCGCAGCCGCGCUGGACGCGAAGCGGGGCCGAGCGACUCGGACGAGCAGGAGGCCGCGCCGUUCCAGUCGUACGACCUGCCGCGCACGCCACGCACCGGUCCCAACCUCAAUGCGAGCGCGUACAUGUCGCAUCAGCUGCACCAUGGUCAUGGCCACGGCCAGCCUGCGGUGCAGGGCGCCAGGCAGCCGGGCGACCGCAGCCAGAAUGCCGACGGCGGCUCCGCACCCACGUCGCCCUCGACCGAAGGCAAGAUGGCGCGCUUCAAGAGGAGGAUCUCGCAUGCUAUCUAG
This is a messenger RNA of Moesziomyces antarcticus, 3282 nucleotides long. RefSeq names its product SMAD/FHA domain-containing protein. The transcript has a single exon. NCBI's taxonomy places the organism in Eukaryota, Fungi, Basidiomycota, Ustilaginomycetes, Ustilaginales, Ustilaginaceae. Gene Ontology annotation, cellular component: ubiquitin ligase complex; mitotic spindle pole body; cell division site. Gene Ontology annotation, molecular function: ubiquitin protein ligase activity; protein binding. Bases 1 to 3282 code for a protein of 1093 amino acids. The record is from RefSeq and is a predicted model, not a curated record. Gene Ontology annotation, biological process: ubiquitin-dependent protein catabolic process; mitotic spindle assembly checkpoint signaling; negative regulation of septation initiation signaling.